Messenger RNA from Canariomyces notabilis, 1470 nucleotides. Its product is annotated as Isochorismatase hydrolase. The record is from RefSeq and is a predicted model, not a curated record. Bases 372 to 1037 code for a protein of 221 amino acids. The transcript has a single exon. Lineage: Eukaryota; Fungi; Ascomycota; Sordariomycetes; Sordariales; Chaetomiaceae.
GGGCCAGCGACCCGAUUCGGCGGGUCCCUGCUCCGAUGGCAUGCCGACUUGGCGCCGUGAAAAGGUCAUCAAGCCAGGGUUUCUUGGCGGUUCAACAGCAAUGGCUGUCGAUCCCAACCCUUCGUAAAAACCCAACAACAUGCUGUAAAUACCUAUCCACGUACAGACAUCCAACCUGUGGGCGAGAUGCUUUGUUAGGCUGGGGCGAGCUACGCCGAUGCGGCCCAGAAGCAGCAUGGAUAAGACGGCGCAAAGUGAAGCCUCCACCUGUCUCCCGUUUUAAACCCCACUCCACUCCCAGUCCUCCUCGAACUGACUCACCGUCAAACAUCCAUUGAACUCAACCGUUCGGGACGGCCCCUAUACUCACCAUGGCGACCACGGCCCUCUUCAUAAUUGACAUCCAGAAUGACCUCGCGACAGACCCAAAGACGCAGAUCCCCUAUGCUGAGCGAAUCCGAGAAGCCGGCGACAAGAUCCUGUCCGCUGCACGCAGAAUCGUAGACUCACAGCAAGAUGCCCAGCCUUCACCAGUCCUCGUCUUCGUGCAGCACGAAGAGAAACCCGAAGACGGCCCUCUUAUCCGGGGCAGCGAUGCUUGGGGAUUAGUCUUUGAGCCCCGUGCAGACUGCCGGUCCGAGAUGCUGGUCCACAAGAACACCCGUAUGUCAUGUUCACCAACAGUGACAAUCCCCGCGGUUCUCGUCCUACUUACUGACUCCAUGGCAGGCGACACGUUCCAGUCGAACCCGGACCUGGCCUCAACCCUCAAAGGCAUGGGUAUAGACGAGGUUGUGGCCUUUGGUAUCCAGAGCGAGUGCUGCGUUGAGUCGACGUGCAACGGCGCCCUUGCGGCGGGAUUCAAGGUUACCUUGCUGUCGGGGGCGCAUUCGACUUAUGAUGUUGGGGGUAAGACCGCUGUCGAGGUUGAGAAGGAGGUUGAAGAGCGGUUACGGGCGAAGGGGGCGAGAAUUGUUGACUGGAAGGAUGCGGUUGCAGGGUGGGAGAGGACUGGUAGUCUGUCAUGCUCUUCCUGAAGGUUUCUAGUCAAGUUCCCGAAAUAUUCGGCCGCUGGUCUAUGCUCUGUUUUACAAGCGACCAGCACUUCUUCAUACCCGUUCCCAUCGUUACGAGGGCCUCCUGCGAAGCCCAUCUUUGGUGUGCGUCCAGCUCAAAGACUGGCUUCCCCGGUUUAGCAGUAUCAUCUAAGUCGAAAAGGUGGACGUGCAUGGUCAACCGAAGAUGCGAAAACUGCCAGGGGAUGCUUCCAAGUUCUCCAAGAUGUCUGAGCGCCGGGGCUGGCCGAGGGUUUGUUCCCUUGGCUUCUUUCGUGGUGACAAGGCUCGAAGCGUAUGACAUGGCCAUUCUCUUCCUCUUGGCCGCGCUGACGUUCGAGUCUGGAAGAACACAGCUAGGCAUUUCCCAUAGCCCUGCGAGGAGCCCCUUGUCUGGUCGUUUGUGAAUCAAGAA